Messenger RNA from Nomascus leucogenys (northern white-cheeked gibbon), 3761 nucleotides. It is a transcript of the gene MAP6D1, whose product is annotated as MAP6 domain containing 1. Gene Ontology annotation, biological process: regulation of microtubule cytoskeleton organization; cytoskeleton-dependent intracellular transport; microtubule cytoskeleton organization. The record is from RefSeq and is a predicted model, not a curated record. Lineage: Eukaryota; Metazoa; Chordata; Mammalia; Primates; Hylobatidae. Gene Ontology annotation, molecular function: calmodulin binding; microtubule binding. Gene Ontology annotation, cellular component: microtubule; Golgi-associated vesicle; cis-Golgi network.
GGGGAUUCCAGGCAUGAGCCACCUGCACCCGGCCAUAUGAAAAGCUAAAAUUCCUUAGUGUGGCCACCAAGACCCUCCAUGGUCUGCUACCUCAGCUGAACCUUCCUCCCCGUGACCUACAUUCCCACCUGGCCCAACCACCCUCCUUCACAACAGGUGGCGAGUCCAGCUUUCCCCAGCCCGCCUCCCUCUCAUGCUGACCUGGCUUUAUCAGUUCAAUUGCACUUACUUCCGUCCGUCACUACCACACUAAACCUCCUGAAGGCACCUGGAAUUAUUCCUAGCACAUGGCAAGUGCUCUUUGACUGUUGUUUGAUCAAUGAAGUAAUAAAAAGAGAGCUGUUCUCUUUUCCUGCGAGAUGGAGAAUUUUAGUCCCAAGCGUCAUCUGCCAGGCUGGCUAACCCAGGGCCGUGGCGCACAGUCCACAAAGAGUUCACUCUGACCAGGCGCCUGUGUGUCAUCUUCCAGGGUCUCCCCCUACAUGUGGCGCCUCGCCUGCUGCCUGCUGGGCCACGGCCUGGCCUGCUCAGCUGACCUGCUGCCACUUCUGGGCAGCCGUCAUGUCACUUUGCUACAACUUCAAGCUAAGACAGGCAAUGUUUUGGGAGAGGAAUCUGUUUUCUGACUGGCCAGGGAUGUGCUGCAGUCCUCUCCCAGGUACAGACUGGACACCUUCUAAGUACAACCUUGAAAUGGAGCUCUGGGUAAUUAAUGCUGUCUCAGUAGUGUUAUUAGUAAUUGGUCUGCAGUGUAUACCGAGAGCAUGUGUCAAAUAUCAGAAAGGCUUUUGUGGGUGGUCAGGGAGUUGUCUGAGACCGUGUCCUGCACUGAACAGACCUGCCUUUACGCUGGAGGAUCCCUCAACAGCUCUGCCUGAAAACAGUCAUGCAUGCGCAGGAGGAAAGGAACUUGAUAGCUUAGUGGCCAGUUCUGUGGCCACUUUAUCAAACUAAAGCCUUUGCAAAUGGCCAUGCUUUAAAAUUAGGAAUUUCAGAACCCAGGGAAAGGUCGAUUGGUGGCUAAUGCCAAUUCUAAUGAAAAGUGGAUUGGUUGUCACAAAUGUAGACUAGCAUCCUAAAGGCAAAUUGGCGGCGACUCACAGGCUGACUGAAACACGUGUUCUCCGGGAAGCAGGGCCCCGAGUCUUCCCUGACACCCUCAUUGCUGCACCUGCCCCUGUGCCCGCGGAGUCCCUGCGGUGCAGCCUGGCACAAAUGCAGCAGUCGCCGGGCGUCCCGAGGCCACGUGGAGAACCUCCCGGCUGGCGGACCGCGCCCGGCUGCGACCAUCCGGCCCUCGGCCUCUGCGAAGCCGGGGCCAUUUAUAAGAUGACACUGAGGGAACUUUGGAUUCAAUUCUGAGGCAUUCUUCGAGAUGGACACUUGUAAAUGACUGCAGGCGGCUUCCGGUGCCCCCUGGCGACGGUGCAGCCUUUCCCCCGUCCGCGCUCCCUCCAGCUCCAGCAGUGCGCAGCCGGCCCCGGCCAAGUGGGGCUGCCGCCGAGCGCGCCCCCUCCCGGGACGCCCACCCUCGUGCCGGGGGGCGGUGCUGCGGCGGCGCGGGGCGGGCCGCGGGGGCGGGGACGCUGGGCGCAGGAGGCGCGGCCCCGAGCGCCGCGCGCCGGGAGCGGGGCGGCGGGCGCCGGGGCUGGCAUGGCGUGGCCCUGCAUCAGCCGCCUGUGCUGCCUGGCGCGGCGCUGGAACCAGCUGGACCGCUCCGACGUGGCGGUGCCGCUGACCCUGCACGGCUACUCGGACCUCGACAGCGAGGAGCUGGGCCCGGGCGGCGCCGCCUCGCGCAGGGGCCAGCCUCCCGCGGGCGCCCGGGAUUCCGGCCGGGACGUGCCGCUCACUCAGUACCAGCGGGACUUCGGCUUGUGGACGGCGUCCGCCGGGCCCAAGGAUCCGCCGCCGGGGCGCGGACCUGGAGCGGGCGGCCGCAGGGGCAAAUCCUCCGCGCAGUCCUCCGCGCCACCUGCGCCCGGCGCCCGCGGGGUCUACGUGCUGCCCAUCGGCGACGCGGACGCGGCUGCAGCAGCGACCACGUCGUACAGACAGGAAUUCCAGGCUUGGACUGGAGUGAAGCCCUCAAGAUCCACAAAGACAAAACCAGCCCGAGUCAUCACAACCCACACUUCGGGAUGGGACAGCAGCCCUGGGGCCGGCUUCCAGGUCCCAGAGGUGAGGAAGAAGUUCACUCCUAACCCCUCUGCCAUCUUUCAGGCCUCGGCUCCCCGGAUUCUCAAUGUGUGACUGCCUGCACCGUGACACCAUGGCUGCUGACAGGAGGGCUGGGGAGUGGCCUCAGGACCCACUGCCGUGGGGCUGGGUGAGAGCAUGGCAUGGGCCCCUCUGGGAGGGCACAGCCCCUCCCGAAGCUGUCGCCAGGGCCGAGGUGCUGGUGUGGGGCAGAUGCACUGAUGGACUUGGCACACCCAGCCCAGCUCAGCUUCAAGCGUCCUCUUGAGAAGCCUGUGGAAGGCUCCCGCGUUCUUAACUGCCAUCUGGCCAUCUCUCAGUUUUGAAAUCUGAGGAGCCUGAGGAUCAAGUCAGUUAGGAACCGAAUUGGUCCAUGGAAGCUGAGGAAUGUGGACACAUCUGGCCCUUGAAAGAACCAGUUAUGUCCACUUUUGGUGGAUUUCCCAGGAUGCAUGAGCACUUGAUUAAUUUUAUAACCUAUGGUGAGACCCUUGGCUCUUCCUACAAAUGGCCCUGCAGUUGAAGCUGUCGGAAUCUUGGGCUGUCACCUGCAUGACUCAUGGUGAUGCUGAGUAUCCAGGAGGAAAUUUCCAGAAGAAACAGACCGUCAGUCACGGGCUUCCACUUCACAGACCUCCUUAUGGCCAAGAUGAGCCUCAUGUUUUAACAAAACAUUUCUUGGGAUUGAAUGAAUCACAUUUACCUUGUGGUAGGUGUCUAAAGAUGGAAUCCACAUUUUAUUACUAAUUAUUAUUUUCCCCCUAAUAUAAGGAUGACGAGAAGGGUACUAUCAUACACACUGGCUAAGAACUGGAACUGUUUUUGGGAAGGUGGCAUUUGUCUUAUUCCUUGAAAUAUCUUAAAAUGUCCUCUACACCAACCCUGCCCCUUCUGUCUACCCUGCGCACAUGCACAGUGACGGGGAACUCACCACCUUUUGAAGAGGCAGUUCUUUUCUUUGCAAAGCUUUCUCCUAACUUCCUCCGUAAAUUCCAGCCAGCAUGGCCACAUGGGUCACGCCUGGCCCCUUCUUUGCACAGCAGCCCUUCACACAUUUGAAGGGUCUACAUCCCUUUUUAAAGCUUAGAGGUACAAGCUCGGGACAGUCUUCAGUGAGGAAAUUUGUGGAGUUCCCUUUGGAUCUUUCUUCCUCUCCAGCCCACAAGUGGCUGUAGUCUUGACGAGCAUUUAAGCUGCAGGUGGUGGUACUCGGGUCUCAAGAGCCACCAGAUGUGCAGGUGGGACAGUGGUUCCAGCUCUGGCUGCCUGUCAGCAUCCCUCCUAGGUGCUAGCCCUGGCAGGCACAGCCCUCCCCUCAUGCCAGCAAAGGAGAUGCUCUUGAUGAGAGGCUUGCUUUAAAGAAGCCCAAACCGUGUGCUUCUCCAAGGGGUUCUGCUAUUCCAGACUUCACGGCUUGCAUGUUUGAUUUUUCUAAGAGAAGAGAGGCUGCCUGCUGGGUAUCUGUGGAAAUGAGAUUAAACUGUGCAAUCUCAGAUUUUACUAAAAUGCAAAAAUGUACAGUUUCAAUUUCUUAAAUUAUAAACAUGAGUCUUCUCAUGCUU